AUGGCGGCCAUUCGCGUGUACGUGGGCGAGCUCAAGGAGCGAGUGGCCAAGCUGCACUUCCAGAAACAGCUGCUGCUCUGCCAGGUGCUAGAGCUGGAAGCAGAGAAGGAGGGGCGGCUGCUGCUGCAGCAGGUGCUAGAGCUGGAGGCAGAGAAGGAAGGGCGGCUGCUGCUGCAGCAGGCGGACAGGGGCGGGAAGGUGGGCGGGCGGUGGGGGCACGAGAGGCACAGCAGACAGAGAAUGACGUGGCAGGGGGAGAAGUGGCGCGGAGGGCACGAGGGGAUGGGUGGGGGGAUGGGCGUGUGGGGGGUGCGUGGAGGAGCAGGCAUGGUACGUGAGUCUGACGUGGCAUUGGGGAGGGGGGGGCUGGAGAAGAUAGAGGAGGGGCGGAGUGGGCGGGAGGGGGCGGAGGGAGGGAUGGAGAGAGGGGAUGAUGGUAAAGAUUGGCCUGGUUACAAUGCUGCUGGUGAUGCUGACGAUGCUGCUGCUGCUGGUGUGAAUCUUGCUGCCCGUGUUGAUUCUGCGGCUGGUGUUGAUGCUCCUGCUGGUGCUGAUAUCGCUGCUACUGUUGAUGCUGCUGCUGAUGCUGAUGCUGAUGCUGCUGCUGAUGCUGAUGCUGCUGCUGCUGCUGCUGCUGCUGCUGCUGCUGCUGCUGAUGAUGAUGAUGCUGCUGCUGCUGCUGCUGCUGCUGCUGCUGCUGCUGCUGCUGCUGCUGCUGCUGCUGCUGCUGCUGCUGCUGCUGCUGCUGCUGCUGCUGCUGCUGCUGCUGCUGCUGCUGCUGCUGCUGCUGCUGCUGCUGCUGCUGCUGCUGCUGCUGCUGCUGCUGCUGCUGCUGCUGCUGCUGCUGCUGCUGCUGCUGCUGCUGCUGCUGCUGCUGAUGCUGCUGCUGCUGCUGCUGCUGCUGCUGAUGCUGAUGAUGGUGAUCCAGGUGGGGAAGGGUUUUGGUACAUGAACGGGAACGUGGGGAAGUGCGAGCAUGGUGUGGUGCGUGUGGAGGAGGAGGGGGGCCAUGAUUGCACUGGAGAGGCAGAGGUAGGGGGAGAGGGAGGCGGGGGCACUGUGGAGAGUAGCGAGGAGAUCAGCAAGCAGGGGCGUGCAAGUGGGGAAGAGCGGCAGGAAAGUGCAAGCAGAGUGGCAGGCAGAGAUGCUUGUGUUGUAAACAACGUGCUGCUGGCCGUUGUGGGAAGUUGCAUGGAGGGUGGUGCCAUGGGUGAUGGUAAUGAAGGCCAUGUGAAUGAUGAAGGUGGUAGCAGGCACGAUGGACGCAAGGGGCGUGGAGGAGAAGGGGUGCCGGCGAGCAGGGCAAGCAGGCCGAGGAUGACGAGUGGGACGAGUGGAGUGAUUGGGAUGAGCAGCGUACAUGUGGAGGUGGAGUGGCGGCACAUGCGAUGGCUGCACAGGCAGCUGCAACUGCCCUGCCAUGCGGGCUGGCUCAGCCCACUCUGUCCCAAUCUGCCCUUGUGCAAUGCGCUUCGUCUCUCCUCUUUCCUUCCAAUCAUCCUCGUGCGUCCUGAUAGUAAUGGAGCUCAACUGAUUGAUUAG
Messenger RNA from Closterium sp. NIES-65, 1542 nucleotides. Lineage: Eukaryota; Viridiplantae; Streptophyta; Zygnematophyceae; Desmidiales; Closteriaceae. The record is from the annotation of a GenBank genome assembly.